AUGGCCUGCAGUCAAACAGAUGCUGGCGCCUUGAGCAGGGCACAGAGGAGCAGAGAGACCCGGGACCGUCUGUUUGACCUGUCUGAAAGAAAAGAGCCCACGUCUGCUCCCUGUGAUUGGAUCGGGGGGGUUUUGCGGUGGCUGAUGGGACAGAGUUUGGCCAAGUGGCACACACUGAGCACGCUCCAUGGCGGGCAGAUGGACGAAGAGUGA
Molecule: messenger RNA, 213 nt
Organism: Knipowitschia caucasica
Lineage: Eukaryota; Metazoa; Chordata; Actinopteri; Gobiiformes; Gobiidae
Source: the annotation of a GenBank genome assembly